Messenger RNA from Funneliformis caledonium, 699 nucleotides. The record is from the annotation of a GenBank genome assembly. Lineage: Eukaryota; Fungi; Glomeromycota; Glomeromycetes; Glomerales; Glomeraceae.
AUGAGGUAUUUGUAUCCAAAACCAUUAGAUUCUCUGUUCAUAGAAUCACUUCGCAAUGUAGAUACGAAAUACUUGAAAAAACAUCAGGGGGAACAAAAUUUACGAGCAUCAUAUGCGCCAGCAUUAGAAAAAUAUCAAUACGGACAUGAUACAGUAUAUCUGAACGAAAUGUUUCAAUAUUUAAAGCGAACAUGGAACCAAAUUAAGAUCGCAUUAUUAUUAUAUUUUCUUUCUUUAUUACCUUAUGUUGGUAAGAUUGUAUACCCAGCGGCAAGUGCUUAUGCCCUUAUUAAUUCUCUUGGAUAUUUCCCCGCCAUAACCGUUGGUGUGUUUAUGUAUAUCAUACCUGGUACAAAACCUUUUGCUAUAAUCUUCUUGGAAACUUUAUAUUCCUCUAGAGCUAUGAUGAGAGAAUUGUUAGAACCCUAUUUUGGUAGAAUUCAUUUUGAUUCAAAUGAGAGAAGAAAAUGGUUUAGAGAAAGAGAAGGUAUCUUAUUUGGGUUCUCUAUCGGUUUUUAUCCUUUAGUUAGAAUACCUUUACUUGGAAUGUUAUUCUAUGGCGUUGCUCAGUCUGCUACUGCUUUGCUGCUGGUUAAGACCUCAGAACCACCACCUCCACCUGGACUUGAAUCAACUUACAAAAUAGAUUAUCAUUACGUAGAUACGAGAAUUAAAAAGAAACAACAAAAGAAUGAAUGA